Messenger RNA from Neolamprologus brichardi, 4493 nucleotides. RefSeq names its product diacylglycerol kinase, iota (gene dgki). Gene Ontology annotation, molecular function: protein binding; ATP-dependent diacylglycerol kinase activity. Gene Ontology annotation, cellular component: plasma membrane; glutamatergic synapse. NCBI's taxonomy places the organism in Eukaryota, Metazoa, Chordata, Actinopteri, Cichliformes, Cichlidae. Gene Ontology annotation, biological process: phospholipase C-activating G protein-coupled receptor signaling pathway. The record is from RefSeq and is a predicted model, not a curated record.
GUGAGUGCAGUUCGUUCUGUUGUCCAGGCGGCUGCGCGUGCUGCCGUGCUCGGCUGCAGUAUAUAAAGGCGGUCAGCGGUCAAAGCCCACACAGCCGCUGUCAGCGUUACGGGUUUUUUUUUAUUUUUUAUUAUCACGCCGGAGUAGUUAGACUCUCCUUUUCACCGCCGGCAUCCGCGUCCCCUCAGUACCCGGAGGAGAGGGGGUCCAGCGCGGCGUGACACCGCGAGGAGCGACCAGCAUGGACCCCCAAGCGAAGGAUCGCACCAGCCCGGCGGCGGGGGGCUUAAGCGGGCGCCCGGCCUCUCUCGGAGCUGACGGGGGUGACUCGGAGUCCGGAGCCGGCUCGGAGGAGGCUGCCGUGGGCUGCUGCAGCGACACGUUCAGCAGCCUGCCUGACAUGGAGCAAGAGACUCUGGAGGAGAAAUUAAGGGGACUGGCGUUCAGAAAACAGACGUCGUAUCGGAAAGCGAUCUCCCGCUCAGGCCUCCAUUACCUCGGCCCACCUCAGCCCUCGCUUCCUCCUGCGUCCAACGGCCCCACCAAGGAACUACGUACCUGCGUGGACUGGACGGAGAACGCAUUGAACGGGGAUCACCUGUGGAUGGAGACAAGCUGCUCAGGAGAGCUCUGUUAUCUCGGAGAGGACACCUGCGUGCUAAAGACAGCUAAGUCGGCCCCCAGGAGGAAAUGUGCAGCCUGUAAGAUUGUUGUUCACACCGGCUGCAUGGAGCAACUAGAAAAGAUAAACUUCCGAUGUAAGCCGACUUUCAGAGAGGGAGGAUCCCGAACCCUGAGAGAUAACAUCCUCAGACACCACUGGGUUCACAGACGACGACAAGAGGGGAAAUGUAGACAGUGUGGAAAGAGUUUUCAGCAGAAGUUCUUCCACAGUAAAGAAAUCAUCGCCAUCAGUUGUUCGUGGUGUAAACAGGCCUUCCACAACAAGGUGACAUGUUUCAUGCUGCACCAGAUAGAGGAGCCGUGUUCACUGGGGGCCCACGCCGGAGUCAUAGUACCACCGUCCUGGAUCAUCAAAGUCAGGAAACCACAGAGCUCCCUAAAGAACUCUGCCAGAAGAAAAAAGCGGACAUCUUUCAAACGAAGGACAAGCAAGAAGGGAUUAGAUGAGUCUAAAUGGCGUCCAUUCAUGCUGAAGCCUCUCCCCUCUCCCCUCAUGAAGCCCAUCUUGGUUUUUGUGAAUCCAAAGAGCGGCGGCAACCAGGGUGCCAAAGUGUUACAGAUGUUUAUGUGGAUCUUGAAUCCUCGUCAAGUCUUCGACCUUUCGCAGGGUGGACUGCGCGAGGCGUUGGAGUUGUAUCGCAAAGUGCCAAAUCUGAGGAUCCUUGCCUGCGGAGGAGAUGGCACGGUGGGUUGGAUCCUGUCUGCUCUCGAUGAGCUGCAGAUGAAUCCCCAGCCUCCGGUCGCUGUGCUUCCUCUGGGAACAGGAAAUGACCUCGCCAGGACGCUCAACUGGGGUGGGGGCUACACGGAUGAACCAGUGUCCAAGGUUUUGUGUCAUGUGGAGGACGGUUCGGUGGUGCAGCUGGACAGGUGGAACCUCUUAGUAGAAAAGAGCUCCGCCCAGCCAGAGGAGGGCACACAGAAGCUGCCCUUGAACGUGUUCAACAACUACUUCAGCCUUGGCUUCGACGCGCACGUCACCCUGGAGUUCCACGAGUCCAGAGAGGCCAACCCAGAAAAGUUUAACAGUCGCUUCCGCAACAAGAUGUUCUAUGCAGGAGCUGCGUUCUCAGAUUUCCUCCAGAGGAGCUCCAGGGAUUUGUCCAAGCACGUCAGAGUGGUGUGUGAUGGCACAGAUCUCACUCCCAAGAUCCAGGAGCUGAAGUUCCAGUGCAUAGUGUUUCUAAACAUUCCCAGAUACUGUGCCGGCACCAUGCCAUGGGGAAACACGGGAGACCAUCGAGACUUUGAACCUCAGCGGCAUGACGACGGCUGCAUCGAGGUUAUCGGCUUCACCAUGGCCUCGCUGGCAGCACUGCAGGUUGGAGGUCACGGAGAGAGACUUCACCAGUGCAGAGAGGUCGUCCUCACUACCUACAAGACUGUACCUGUUCAGGUGGACGGCGAGCCAUGCCGACUGGCUCCAUCCACUCUCCGCAUCUCUCUUCGAAAUCAGGCCAACAUGGUCCAGAAGAGCAAGAGACGCACCUCUGUGCCCCUGCUCAACGAUAUUCAGAAGGUGUGUGCAGCUGAUCUGCGCCGCCUCUCUGCUCCCCCCGACUCCUUCUCUGUUCCUCACGCAGUUCCAGAUCGUCUGCGUCUUCGAGUGAACCGGAUCAGCCUCCAGGAGUACGACAGGCUGCAGUAUGACAAGGAGCGGCUACGAGACAUAUCCAUCCCUGUUGGCAUAGUGGUGGUGAGGGGGGACUGUGACCUGGAGACCUGCAGACUUUAUAUUGACAGAUUACAAGAGGAUUUACACCAGGCACCAUCUACUGGCCACAGAGUGCACUACCAGGAUGAAAGCAGAGGUGUCCCCCGGACCAGUUCAACCAGCAGACUGUCUCCCAACUGGAGCUUCUUGGAUUCCACGUCAGCCGACCGCUUCUAUCGCAUCGACAAGGCUCAGGAGCAUCUGCAUUUCGUGACAGAAAUCUGUCAGGAUGAAGUGUUCAUCCUGGACCACGAAGCUCCAGUGCUGAGCCAGGGCUCGUCUGCGGGGAUGCCUGAUCUGGUGGUGGAGCCCACUGCCGGCGCUCCGUUGACAUCAGACGAACAAGCUCUGCUGACAGCUGCAAGUUCUGGGGACCUCUCCACGCUCUCACAGUGUGUGGAUCGAGGCGUCAAUUUGUUGGUCCGAGACUCUGGGGGUUGUUCAGCAUUGCAUUUAGCUGCUCAGAGUGGACACGCAGACCUGGUCCGCUACAUACUGCAGCAAGGCUCCAAGGUUCUUCUGGAUUUAACAGACACAGAGAGAGGUGACACUGCAUUGCACAAAGCAGCAUCAGGGAAGCAGCACGCAGUGUGUCGACUACUGGUCGAGGGCGGGGCGUCACUAGAGAAGACCAACUUCCAGGGGAAGACGGCGGCAGACCAAGCCGAUGGAGAUGCUGAGCUCACCGCCUACCUGAGCUCAUCGUCCGCGAGCCACGAAGACCUGGAGACUGCCGUGUGAUUGCGAACACGCUCGCGCACUCUGUGUCGCUCUGGACUCUGCGCACGCUCGACGUGGAGAGGAAAACGUUUGGAUUCGACUCUUCGGGCGGAGAAGUUGGAGACGAGCCAGAAGAGAUGAACUGCUUCAGCUCGCAGCAGCACUGCAGAGGAGAUUUUACUGGUCUACUAUUUAUUUGUAUUUAUUUAUUCAUAUUCUAUUUAUUGGUUGUGCCGAUUGAGUGAAUGACUGAUCGUAGGACUAUCAGGAUGCAAGUGCAAUUGGACCAGCCGUCACACGUCGUGAGUUCACCUGUUUCUCAUCUUAUAAGGGAUUCAUGCAUAUUUUACUCCAUGAGACUUCUGCAGUAGUUUAAAGUGUAUAAAGUGUCAUUUCAGCGCUCGUAGGAACAGUAAAAGUUUUUGUUUGUCCCUUAAAACUUGUGCCAAAGACAUUGCACUAGCGUAAUGUCACAUCUCGUCCCAAAUUUCAGUCAUUUUCCCAUCAUCUGUCACAUAGUUUGAUUUCCACGCCUUCCCUAAACUUUCUUACUCCCAUGUCAUUAAAUAUGCAACAAUAGCGUUUGCAAUCACGUGCUGCCCCCUAAGUCACGCAUCACACAAUAAAACAAACAAAACGAACAUAUCCUCCCCGGGUGCGCUUGUCCUGAAGCGCUUGUAAUGUUUUCCUGCUUUCGGCUUGUGGCGAGUCCCGACUCAACGCCACUUCUUAUCUUAUCGGAGUCGUUGCUUCGCCGUGACUCAUAAAAAUGACAAAACGCUUGUCAGAUGAUUCAAAAAUCAUCUCCACAGACCUUUCUGACUCUUUCAAGCAGCCGAUUACUUCCAGGAACACUCAGUUUUUAACUACAGCUUUUUCUCCAAGUACAAACAAAACGUGGAACAAGUGACCGAGUGGGAUCAUUUAUGACUCCAGUCAUAUCUGUGUAUGUGCUGCUGUGACAAUUUUAUAACCAAUUAUGACUCGGAUUGUAACAUUUAAUAGAUUUUUAAUUAAAUAUGUCUGUUUUUAAGCAUUAUAAGCUUUGAUUUUACUGGAAAUGACCAUUUCUAAUCACUACAUUGUAGAAAGGCAUGUACGCUAUAUGGACCAAACAUAAGCUACUCAGCCAUACAGCUGAAAGACUCUGUUAUAUUGGGACAUUAUACACAUAAAAGAAACAUUAUGAAAUCAUAAGUGAUCCCACCUGGUUGUUUCAGUAGCUAAAAUCUCUUGUAGAUAACAAAAAGCAGCAUUUUUUGGCUCUUUCUGGGAUCCCAGAGAGUACAAAUUUAACGGAAUAAUCACAACAGGAACCAUAAGCUCAUUAGCUGAUGGAAAAUAAAUCACAUUUGUGUCAUAGAAAUGCCUAAAA